Messenger RNA from Siniperca chuatsi (mandarin fish), 2397 nucleotides. It is a transcript of the gene eno2, whose product is annotated as enolase 2. The record is from RefSeq and is a predicted model, not a curated record. Gene Ontology annotation, molecular function: magnesium ion binding; phosphopyruvate hydratase activity. NCBI's taxonomy places the organism in Eukaryota, Metazoa, Chordata, Actinopteri, Centrarchiformes, Sinipercidae. The coding region runs from base 141 to 1445 and encodes 434 amino acids. The transcript has 13 exons. Gene Ontology annotation, cellular component: phosphopyruvate hydratase complex. Gene Ontology annotation, biological process: glycolytic process.
AUCUCCCCUCCCCCCUCUGUCACACAUCUCACCCCCUCCUCCCCUCCUGUUUUCCUCUCCCUCUCCCUCUCUCUUGCUCUGCCUCUCCAGUAUUUUCUCGGUCGCCGUGAAAGGCAGAACACACACACACAGGCGGCAGGAUGUCGAUCGUCAGUAUUGUUGCCAGGGAGAUCUUGGACUCCCGGGGAAACCCCACUGUCGAAGUGGACCUUCGCACAGAGAAAGGUCUGUUCAGGGCUGCGGUGCCCAGCGGAGCAUCCACAGGGAUAUACGAGGCUCUGGAGCUCCGAGAUGGCGACAAGAGCCGCUACAAGGGCAAAGGUGUUUUGAAGGCAGUCGGGCAUAUCAACGAUACCCUGGGUCCCGCCCUUUUAGCUUCUGGCAUCAGCGUGGUGGAGCAGGAGCAGCUGGAUAACAUGAUGAUCGAGAUGGACGGCACAGAAAACAAAUCUCAGUUUGGGGCCAACGCCAUCCUUGGAGUGUCUCUAGCCAUCUGUAAGGCCGGUGCAGCAGAGAAAGACGUCCCCCUGUACCGCCACAUCGCUGACCUGGCCGGAAACACGGAGCUGGUGCUGCCGGUUCCUGCCUUUAAUGUGAUAAAUGGAGGUUCCCAUGCAGGUAACAAACUGGCCAUGCAGGAGUUCAUGGUUCUUCCUGUUGGAGCUGAAUCUUUCAAGGAAGCGUUGAGGAUAGGAUCGGAGCUGUACCACACACUGAAGGGGGUGAUCCAGGAGAAAUACGGCCAGGAUGCCACCAAUGUGGGAGACGAGGGAGGAUUUGCUCCCAACAUCCUGGAGAACAGUGAGGCUCUGGACCUGCUGCAGACGGCCAUAGAGAAGGCCGGCUUCACGGACAAGGUGGUGGUCGGGAUGGACGUGGCCGCCUCAGAGUUUUACCGCGAGGGGAAAUACGACCUGGACUUCAAAUCCCCACCAGAUUCAGAGAGACACAUCUCUGCAGAGGAACUGGCUGACAUCUACCAGGGCUUUGUCAACAACUAUCCAGUGGUGUCCAUCGAGGACCCGUUUGACCAGGACGACUGGGAGGCCUGGUCCCGUCUUACGGCCCAGGUGGGGAUCCAGGUUGUGGGGGACGACCUGACGGUGACCAACCCUAAGAGGAUAGAGAAAGCUGCUGAGGAGCGAGCCUGCAACUGCCUGCUGCUCAAAGUCAACCAGAUCGGCUCCGUCACUGAGGCCAUACAGGCGUGUAAACUGGCUCAGGCGAAUGGUUGGGGUGUGAUGGUCAGCCAUCGUUCAGGAGAGACAGAGGACACCUUUAUCGCCGACCUGGUGGUGGGACUCUGCACUGGACAGAUUAAGACUGGCGCCCCCUGCAGAUCUGAGAGGCUGGCCAAGUACAACCAACUCAUGAGGAUUGAGGAGGAGUUGGGAGACCAGGCUCGCUUUGCAGGCCAUAACUUCAGGAACCCCAGCGCCCUGUGAAACUGACAGACGAAUGACUCACACACACACACACACACACACACACACACACACAUACAUACACUGACAGACAUGACAAACAUGGAACAAGCCAUGUACAAUGAAAGAUCACACAGAUUUCUGAAAAAACACAAGAGCAAAAGAGCCAAGCAAAAAUAAAUAAAUAAAUGAAUAAAUUAUGCACUGGACUUUUAGUGCUGUAUGCACACACACACUUACACACACAUAAAGUACGCAGAUGCAACACGCGCUCACGCACAUGCAGGGGAAUACCAUAAAAAUAUUAAAUCUAUAAGCCAGACAUGCACUGUUACUGUAGUUUCAAAGGAAUAGUUCAUGUACAGCCAGAGGACAGACCUGCAAAAAUAAAGAUUAUUGUUGUAAAAACAGAGAGAGAUAAAUAAAUAGAGAUAUAAUCGAAUAAUGUAGACUGAAGCACGCAACUGAAAGACAUGAAAAAAAGAAAACCUUCAACGCCAAAAGAGGACGAUGCAUUCGCAGAAAGAAACUCAAAACAGCUGUUUCAGGGACUGAGUGAAAAAACAACACAACUACACAAACACCUGAACACUUACACACUCAGUUGUGUCACACUCUCACCUGGACACUGAAGUACCUGCACUACACCCACUUCUGUCCUCCUCCCUCCCUCUUUUUGUCCCCUUUUUCUUCUUGUCAUGUCUGUUUCUCAGUUUCAAACCCUCUUUUUCUUCCCACCCUGAUGUGAUUCUGAUUAUUUGUCCUUUUUGCUUGAAUUCUUGCCUUUGUCCUAAAGAAAACGAAAGAAAUCGAAAUCCUGAAUCCCUUCGUUCCUUCUGUUCUUCCUGAAUGUUCAUAGAAUAGCUGUGUUGAAAAAGAAGAAAGUAAAUAAAAAAAAAACACAGAACGCUUGUCAUUGAAAAUAAUGUGAAAAUAUGUGAAAUAAAAAGAUGUAUUUACAAUUUCAAUCACA